AUGUGGAUUUUCCCCAAUCCCUGCAGGUUUGAGCCGAUCAGUGAGCAGCUGGAGCAGCUGGAGCGCAUGGCCGAGGAGUCGCUGACCUUCCUGUAUGGCCCCACAGCCUCAGCCAGGCUGUCCCACCGGAGGGACAGGGACAGGGAUAGGGACAGGGACAAGGACAAGGACAGAGACAAGGAGAAGGACAAGGACAGGGACAAGGACAGGGACAGGGACAAAGGCAGGGACAGGGACAAGGCCAUCCCUGUUCAGCCCCGGGCCAACCUCAGCACCAACUUCAGGCUCAGCCAGAACUUCUCCCUGGUGCGGAUGUGGGAGCCCGGGGAAGGCAGGAAACAUUCCAGAGUGGGAUUCCAGCUGUGCAACUCCACGGGUGGGGAUUGCUUCUACAGCUCGCACGUGUCGGGCACGGCCGCGCUGCAGGAGUGGUUCCGCUUCCACUUCAUCAACCUGCUGGCCCAGCUGCCCCCGGCGCUGGCCCGGCACCCGCAGCGCUUCCAGGACCUGGUCUACUCCUGCCAGUACGACGGCGAGCCCUGCCGGCCCAGUGAUUACAUUCCCUUCCACCACCCAGUUUUUGGGAGCUGCUACACUUUCAACAGCAAGGGGACAGAUCCCUUCUGGAGAGCCACAAAGCCAGGAAUUCCUUAUGGGCUGUCCCUGAUCCUGCGGGCCGAGCAGCAGGAGCACAUCCCGCUGCUCUCCACCGUGGCUGGGGUGAAGGUGAUGAUCCACAGCCACAACCAGACCCCGUUCCUGGAGCACGAGGGCUUCCAUAUCCGCCCGGGCAUCGCCACCACAAUCGGCAUCCGCCAGGACCAGGUCAAUCGCCUGGGUGGCAACUAUGGCAAGUGCACCACAGAUGGGGCCGACGUGGCUGUGGAGCUGCUCUACAACAGCUCCUACACCCUGCAGGCCUGCCUGCACUCGUGCUUCCAGCGGGCCAUGCUGCGCCACUGCGGCUGCGGCCACAUCUACUACCCGCUGCCCGCCGGCGCGCGCUACUGCGACUACCGCCGCCAGCCCGCCUGGGGGCACUGCUUUUACCAGCUGCACUGGCGGCUCCGGAGUCACCGCUUGGAUUGCUUCCAGCACUGCCCCAAGCCCUGCAGGGAAUCCCUGUACAAGGUCUCAGCUGGCACAGCCAAGUGGCCGUCGGUGAAAUCCCAGGACUGGGUGCGCCAGGCUCUGCGGCACCAGAACGGCUACAGCUCCAGCAGCAGCAGGAGAACCUGCUGCUGUCCAGCAUGGGCAGCCAGUGGAGCCUCUGGUUUGGCUCCUCGGUGCUCUCGGUGGUGGAGAUGCUGGAGCUGCUCCUGGACACCCUGGUCCUGUCACUGCUCUUCUGCUUCCAGAGGUUCCAUGCUGGCAGGAGCCCCAGGCCCAUCCCAAAUUCCCGGGAGAAUUCCCGGGAAUCACGGGAGGAGCCCGGGAAGGGGCAGGAGUGGGAUUUGGGACAGCCCUGAGGGUGAGAGGGGUGGAAUUCCCAAAUUCUGGGGGAAAAGUCACAGGGAUGUCUUGGAACCACAUCUGAACAUGGCAAUGCUUGGAAUUCCCAAAUUCUGGGGGAAAAGUCACAGGGAUCCACAGCUGAGGGGGCUGGAAUUCCCAAAUCUUGGGGGAAAGUCACAGGGAUCCACAGCUGAGAGGGCUGGAAUUCCCAAAUCCUGGGGAACAGUUACAGGGAUGUCCUGGAUCCACAGCUGAGCAUGGAAAUGGUUGGAAUUCUCCUGAAUUCCCAAACCCCUUCUGAAUUCCCAAACCCCUGAUUCCCUCCUGAAAUUCCCAAACACCUCCUGGAAUUCCCAAACACUUCUUGGGUCUGAUCCCUCCUGGAAUUCCCAAAAACCUCCUUCCCUCUGGAAUUCCCAGAAACAUCCUGGAAUUCCUGCUGCUCUGGGGCCAGGCUCAGCAUUUCUGCUGCUUUUGGAUUUUGCCAGGAAAUUCCCAGACUCUUCCAGAGGGCAUAAAGAAGAAAAAAAAUGGGACUGGGAAUUCUUUAGGUCCCAGAAAGCCUCUGGUGAUUCCUGUGGAAUGCUGCAAUUUUAUUGCAGAGAUAAUGCUAAUUUCUGUUAAUUUUUGUUAAUUUCUGCUAAUUUCUGUUAAUAC
This is a messenger RNA of Lonchura striata (white-rumped munia), 2112 nucleotides long. Lineage: Eukaryota; Metazoa; Chordata; Aves; Passeriformes; Estrildidae. The record is from RefSeq and is a predicted model, not a curated record.